AUGUCUUCCAGUUCCGAAGGUGGAGAUCUCAGGAUGGUUCCCUGGAGGAGCUGGUUGCCAAACACCAACACCGGUCAGAAAAAGCCAAAGGGAAGAGACCCUGGAUGGAAGACAUCACUCAGAGGAGGAACCAGCUGCUCCCACAAAACCCUCCACCAAAUGGCAACAAAUAGAUGGAGGACAACAGAUGAUGGAACCAGUCCACAUCAGACUGGCACAAUACAGCUACUGCAUACCCCAAGCCAGCUGACAUUCAUGCCAAUGAUGGUGGUGAUUCAACUGCAAGGAAGCCCAAGCCCAAGCCAAGAAUCAGAUCCAAUGGUAUACAUCCAUAACACAAUUACACACACUAAUCAAUGUCAGGAGUUGAUCUGGUGGGUAGGAAUUCAAAUGCCAGGCCUAGAGGCCAUGCAAUGGACAGGGAAGAUAGACUGUUGGAUCAAGCAGAAGAGGAUGUGCACAGUGCAAGAAUUGCUGGUGAAUUACCAGCCCCAUAGCUACCAUAUACCAUAA
Messenger RNA from Pisolithus orientalis, 513 nucleotides. RefSeq lists its product as uncharacterized. The transcript is spliced from 6 exons. The record is from RefSeq and is a predicted model, not a curated record. The coding region runs from base 1 to 513 and encodes 170 amino acids. Lineage: Eukaryota; Fungi; Basidiomycota; Agaricomycetes; Boletales; Pisolithaceae.